AACACUGCUCUAAACAAAAGAAAAAAAGUUAAAUUACGGCAGGAAUUGCGAGCGAUAUUCAAUUUAUCCGUUCGCAGCAGCAUCGCAUCGUGACCUCCGGGAAAUCAGCUACGGCGGAACACCUGGCCAGGAUUGCAGUGUUUCCAGCGGAACCGCAGCAUCGCCUCCUGCCCCGCAGCACAGCUUUCCCCCAGAAAAAGCAACUACUUUGGCCCUGCCUCCUGCUCCGCCCCCUGCCCCGCCCACGCUACCACCGCCCUCCAAGGCCCCGCCCGCGGACCACGCCCCCCGCCUGCAGCUCGCCAGGCUUAAUCAGCAAAUAAACAAACGGAAACGGAAGAGUGGCGAGAGGCAGCAAGGGCAGUUGCAGCAGCUCCUCCUGUGAGUAAUCCGGAAGCUGGAGCAGCAGAAGCGUGGAUCCUCAUCCAUCCGGCGGCUGAGCGAUGCAGUAUAGGCCACCAUGGGUUCACAGACCUUGGAGAUUCUGCGCCAGGGCGUGUGGGCCUCGCUGACCGGCGGCUACUUCUACGAUCCGCACCAGGGUGUCUUCUGCAACGUGGUGCACCUUUACCUGUGGCUCUACCUGCUCUGCUCGCCCUUUGUGGCCUACCUGUACUUUCCGAGCACUUGGUUGACAUGGUGCCUGUACUGCGUGAUAACCAGCUUGACCAUUCUGAUGGUGAAGCUGGCCAAUCUGGCGCUUCACCGGCUCUACGAUCGCGCCCAGACCAUGUCCGAAGUAAAUCUCAAGGGGCAGUUCUUCAAGGUCACCAAGGAGACGGAGCCGCGCCAUGACGACGAGGGCGGGAUCGAGAUGAAGGUCAUCCGACCGGGCGGCUCGCGCAUUUCCGUCGAGCAGGCCAUUAAUGAGGCCAGCGAGGAGAACAGCAUCAUGUCCAUCGACAACGUGAACAGCAUAAUUGAUCUUAAGGUCGAUGUGCAUCGCAAGAACAGCUCCGAGUCGAUUGAACUGAGGUUCUACGACCCAUCCAUGCUGUCUGGCGGCAGUCAGCAGGAUCAGCAAUCGCUGGCCGGUUCUGCCAGCGUCAGCAAGUCCAUCCGGAGCACGGGGCCGGGCGGAAACUCCUCCACCAGUGCCGCUGCUCAGGCGGAUCUGUUCAACAAGUACCUCACCGUCUAUCCGGAGGUCGUCGAGGCGGCUGGGAGCAGUGCGGGCAGCGCCGAUGGCGGCAGUAGCGGUGGCGACAGCCGAUCAGGCGGAGCAGUGGGUGCACUGGGACCUGCGGGAGCGGGAACAGCACCCGUUCAGCAUGUCCGUACGGGCCAUCUGUCGCGCAAGUGCUCCGAGGUCUUUAGCCGCCGCCAUCGACGACGUCUGGAGCGCCAGAGUAGCUUGGACACAGCGGCAGCCGCUGCUAACUCCAGCGUGGAGCACAAGCUGAUGCGCAACCAGUCGGACACGAUAGCCACGGCGGCGCCCUCGUUCCUUCACUCCCAGCCGACAAACAAGGCGCGCGGUCAGGUCAAUCCGCGCCAGCACUUCAUAGCCAGCACCCCGUCGGCGGGAAUAGGCGGGGGAGAUGCAGCGUCUUCAUCCACCGCCGUCGUUGUCAUUGCCCCCGCCUCGAAUUCCUCUACAAAUCCCGGACGCUCCUCGCGCUUGCAGCGCCACAGAAGCUCGGAGACGCACGACGAGCGAUUGAAGCACCAGAGUCGCGGCGGCCUCUUCCAGCCUAUACUGCAACUUCCACACCACAGUGCAGCCAGUAGCAUCGGAGCGCUGGCUGUGAUCGGCGGAGGAGGCAGUGGCGCCGCUAACGAUGUGGAGGACAUGGAACUGGGCCUGACCAGGAAUGCGGGCAGCGGCGGAGUGGCUGACGCUUGCAGCCGGGCCCUACAGUCCUGGAUAUUAGAUCCCUUUCCAGACGUGUACCUGGAGGACGAUAGCUACACCAAAUCAGAUCUGGGCAUCGAACAGCCGCACCAGCCGACUUUCCGCGCCCAGCAUCAUCAUCAUCACCACCACCACCACCACCUGCAUCAUCACCUGGGCGGUGCGAUCAUCCGCAAGGAUCCUACCAGCACAAUGUCUGCACUUCAGCUGGCGGGAGGCGCCCCGCCGGGAACGGGGGGACCGGGAACAAGCGGAAGUGGAGCAGCAGGAGGAGGUGGCUCUGCUACCGGGAUGAAGCGACGCAGACAUUCCAACGCCACCAGCUACAAGCAUAGCUCGGCUCAGGGCAACAAAUCCUCUCUGGUGGGCGGAGUAGGCGGACGAGGCCAGGCCGGUGAAACAGGUACAUCAGGAGGAAGUGGAGGAGCUGGCGGAGUAAGGCGCAUCAAGAGCGCAGCCUUGGAGGUUCUUUGCCCGCAGCCCUCGGUGUCCAAUCUCAGCCCGCAUCCGAACAGCGUGGAGGCCAUCUCGGGCCAACAGCAGAUGCGGAAUCCCCUGCCACCUCCCAGCAAGAGUUUGGUGCGAAACCAGCACCUUAAUCUGUAUCCCACUCAAAGCUUUGGCGAAUCAAAUCCAGCGGCCGGAGGAGGUGCGCCUGGCAACGGUAGCACCUGCAGCAGUCUCUUUUUCGGUAGCUCCAGCGCUUGCGGCUCCACAACGGCGCUGAUUGAGCCUCCAGUGUACCCAAUAGUGGAGCAUUGUGAUGAGAAGACAGCGCACGAGGAACACGAAGACGUUUCCUUGGGAAUUGGUCAAGGUAACGCCGACGAUGACGACGAGGUGGACGACGUCCCGAUCCGCAGGAGAACACGAGCCUUGGGCUGCAGCCAAACGCACUACAGUGUCGAGUCGGAUGUGGGCGGUUUGCUGGCGGACGACGAUGCCGCUGAUGCGGAUGUGUUCAAAGAUUUCGACGACAACUUGGAGCAUAUCCUUAGCGAGCUGCAGCAGACGCACAACCAGCUGGAUGACGACCUAAAAACCCACGAUCUCCAUCAUCAGUCGCUUUUGCACCACCAGCAUCAUAAAGGGGCACCAGUGGAGGGCGCGGGGUCGUCAGCUGGAGCCGUGGCAGUAGGAAUGAGUGGCGGAAAUGAUGAGGAAGACGAGGAGACGGAGGAUAACAACACGGGAUCGCGGUCACCACUGCUCAGCGAUCGCAAUCGCCAGCAGGUGACUCUGAGAGAGAUCCAGGCGGACAAACAACUACGUCAGGAGCUGUCACACCAAACUGGGGCAGUAAUCCCAGCUCCCAUUGCUCCCGCUCCCAUUCGCAGCGAGGCGGAUUCCGGCUGCCCGUCCAGCGAUUGCGAGCAAGUGAGCGCGAGCUCCAAGGAUCAACUGCUGGCGGGUAUGGAGUCUGAACAGCAGCUGCAUCAGCAGCCGCCGAGGUGUCAACUAGACGAGGAACAGCCUUGCACCUCAAAAAUGGCAGCCAAGAACCUGGGAGCCAUUCCAAAGGUGGUCAAGUACCGAGAAGUGGACGAACUAAGGCGAAGGCGGAGGGGAGGCUCCCCGGCGGAUGCGACCGAGGUAGGCAACGAGUUUGCCCUGGUCAAACAGACCAAGCUAGCGUCGCGCAACUCCUCCUCCUCAAAUUCGACGCACAGCAUCAGCCUGACCGACAGCUUAACGGCCGAUAUCCAUAAGAUGCUCUGGCUGAUGCACGGCGGAGCUGUGGACGAUCGGGGCCGACCCAUUACUGGCAUCUCGGCGGACGGCACUCCUAUCCCCGCAAGUAGCAGCCUCGUUCCGCCGAACAUGUCCAACGCACACUUCCAGUUCUACCAGGAUGCCAUUCAAGCGCUCCAGGGUGCCCAUCCCACUUCCGGUUCCAGUGUGGAACACAUGACGAACAUUGAGCGAGCGUUAGCCAGGGAUAAACUGCGUCUGGAUGCCAAGUUGAUGUGUGAGCAGCUAGCAGCGGCUGCGGAGGCCAACUCCGGAGUCCGGGGAACCACGCUCGCGACCCAGCAGAUGACGCAACAGCAGGUGGGUAUGCUCAUGCGCGGAAGCUCCAGCUCGCGGCAUCCAUCCAACGCCCCAUUUUCGGUCCAAGGGCUGAUCAAUGUGAUCCGCAAUGAGCGCCAGGUGGCGCGCAGCCAGUUGGACGCUCUGCAGCAACUCAGCGAUGCGGCAGCGGCAGUAGCGGCAAACGCCAGUGAAGCUGCGUCCGUCUCAGCAUCCGGAGCUGGAGGCGGAACAUCAAGUGGUGGAGGAGGUGUUUUAAGCGCCCUGGGGCUGGCCAAUCAUCCCAGCAACCAGAUUAGCCAAAUCAGUCAGAUCAGCCAGAUGAGCCAACCCAUGCUGAAUGUAGACGGUCAUUUUGCACCCUACUGCGACUACUGGAGGCCAGCGUGCCUUCUAUCCGCGGCGGAGAAGCCAGCGGCUCCAAAGAGUUUCUACAAGUACCGGUUCAAGUGGUGCGGUCAGGAGCACGAGUUCAAGAUCGCCAUGGACCGGCUGGAGCUUCUGGCCCUCUUCGACCGGGAUCUUCACUGGAUGCACGUGCUCUUGGCCAGUCUGCUGUGUACCAUGGUGGCUUGCUUGGGAGCGGCGAUCCUACAGCACGACCACUACAAGGAUCUGUGUGCUCUGCUCUUCUGCGCGGUGAUUGCGGGAGCUCAGUAUUCGCUGGUGAAGAGUGUGCAGCCGGACGCAGCGUCGCCAGUUCAUGGAUUUAACAAGACGGUGGCCUACUCGCGGGCUAUAUACUUCUGCCUGGGUGGGGGCAUGUUGCUACUUCUCAAGCGCUUGGAUACGGACUACGGGGAACGGCCACCUGACCCCGUAGUCUUCUUUGGCAUGCGCUACUCGCCCGCCGACGUGGUGGCCCUCCUGCUGCACGCGCUCUACAUCCUGCUGCUGUGCUUUCCCAUCAUCUUCUCGGUGGGACUGUGUCCGCAGAUCAACACGUUCCUUAUGUACCUGCUGGAGCAGAUUGACAUGCAUAUCUUUGGCGGAAAUGCUGCUAGCAGUCUGCUCGGCUCUUUUUUGUGCGUGGUGCGGUCGGUGCUUGCCGUGAUGCUGCUGUACGGACCUCUAUAUGGAGCAUUGGACGAGCAACGCGGCACGCAGUAUAUCCUGUUCUCCAUCUUCUGCGCCAUGCUUGUGCCCCUGGGCUACCACCUGUCCCGUUGUGCCAGCGACUUCAGCCACUUGUGGCGGCUGAUCAAGACGUGCAUUGUGAGCACGUACCGGGACGACGAAGAUGAGGAUCUUAGUCAAGUGCAACAGGUGGCGGCAGUCGGGGCAGUUACAGGAACAGGAACUGGCAAUAGCACUGCCCUCCAGUUGGCCACCAGCACACCGAAGCAGCGUCGGCAGACGGAUUCGAAGACGGAGCAGGAGCAGAUCGAGCUAAGCUCGCUGGAAAAACUAACCGCCAACGAGGAGCAGCAGGAAAGAGAGCACGGAACAGAUGAUCAACUAGAGGCUGAGCAGGAUUUGCCCCUGCAACAGAAGCACAGCAAGUCGAAGGCUUCGUCGUUGGGUAGUAGUCAGCAAACUCUGGCCAAGACCAUCAGCAGCAGCAAGAGAGCAAUCACGGCCUCCAGUUCGUGUACCUCCAUUGGAGCAGCUGCUGAAGCCGGAGUGGUGGCCGGAGAGGCGGCGGAGGGUGAGGAUCAGCGGGGAGAUGUGCUGGCCAGCGAGGAGGCGAGCAAGCACGAAUUGGCAGAGGCCUAUGAACAAGCAGCAAAAGCCGAUGAGACCGAGGACAAGAUCUCCAGCUCAUCUGCCACUAAUCCCGGGGACAUGUCCACGCUGACAGCGGGAGCGGGCACAGCCACCACGGAUGCUACUCCUGCAUGCCUGGAGGCAGACCCGGACGCCGAAGGAGAAGCGCCUGCUGACGAAAAACAACAGCAGGGAAAUCUGGGAACGGGAACUGGAACCACCGAAGCCAGUGAAAACAGCAGUGGUGGCGGCGUCAAUGGAAACGCCAAUGGAAAUGGGACUGGCAAUGACCUUCCCGAUCCACUCCCACGAAAACUGCAGGCCACAGUGACCACUCGGCUGAAGAACGACCUGGUGGUGAUGACCCUGCUGGCGGUCAGCGUACUGGGGCUGCACUGCAGCACCGUUUUUACCGCCCUGCAGCCGGACCUUAACGUGGUGCUGUACUCGUUCAUCGGCGUACUCGGACUCCUGCUACACUACAUCGUGCCCCAGAUGAGGAAGCAUAUGCCCUGGCUUUGCUUCGCUCGACCACUGCUCCGGCAGCGUGAGUUCGGCCAGUUCGAGGUGCUCAACGCCCCCAAGAUCAUGUGGUUUGAAAAGCUAUACAUUUACCUAAGUGUUCUGGAACGGAACGUGCUCUUUCCGCUGCUGGCCAUCUCCUCGCUAACGGCGGACUCCCAGCUGAUUGUCGCUAAGUUUGGAUUGCCCUGGGGUACCCUCAUUGUGGCCAUCUGCGCUCUAAAGUUUGUGAGGAACGCUUACUCGGAUCCGACCAACCAGUACCUGAUCAUCAUUUUUACGGUUUUGUUAUUUCGCAUCGAUUUUUCCAUGGCCACGGAGACCUUCAUCAUUGACUACUUCUUUGUGUCUCUGGCCUUCCGCAAGUGCUGUGACUUCCUGCUGAAGCUGCAAUUCAUUGUGACCUAUAUUGCUCCUUGGCAAAUCACCUGGGGCUCCGCCUUUCACGCCUUCGCCCAGCCGUUCAGUGUGCCCCACUCGGCGAUGCUGUUCCUGCAGGCGGGCAUCUCCGCCUUGCUUUCCACCCCGCUGAAUCCCUUUCUGGGCAGCGCCAUCUUCCUCACAUCGUACGUGCGUCCCAUAAAGUUCUGGGAGCGGGACUACAACACGCGUCGCAUAGACCACUCUAAUACGCGGCUUAGCUCCCAGCUGGAGCGGGAUUUGGGAGCAGAUGACAACAACCUCAACAGCAUCUUCUAUGAGCACUUGACGCGAUCUCUGCAGCACUCGCUGUGCGGGGAUCUCCUGAUGGGUCGCUGGGGAAACGUCAACCAGGGAGAUUGCUUUGUUCUUGCCUCCGACGAUCUCAACUGUUUGGUGCACAUCAUUGAGCUGGGCAACGGAUUGUGCACAUUCCAGAUGCGUGGCUUGGAAUUCCGAGGCACCUACUGCCAGCAACGCGAAGUGGAGGCCAUCACCGAGGACGUGGAGGACAACGACGGCUGCUGCUGCUGCGAUCCGGGGCACCUGCCGCGCCUGCUCAGCGCCAACGCCAUGUUCUCCACCCGCUGGCUGGCCUGGCAGGUGGUCGCUGCCCAGUACGUCAUAGAGGGCUACUCCAUUUCCGACAAUUUGGCCAGUGCCACGCUGCAGGUGUUCGAGUACCGCAAGGUGCUCAUCACCUACUACAUCAAGAGCAUCAUUUAUUAUGUGGUGAAGAACCCCAAGCUGGAGCAAUGGCUGGCCUCCGGUCCCAUUCAGGACGCCCUGCAGCACACACUGAGCCGCCAGUUCGUCGACCUGGAUCCCAUUUUUAACUUCAAUUUGGACGAGGACUUUGACUUCCGGGCGGUGGGUAUCACGCGCUCCAGUUUCUGCUAUGUGUACCUCAAAUGGAUCAACUACUGCGUGGAUAUGCGUCGGGAUGCUGCCUCAAUGGGAACUGCACCACCUGCGCCAGCAUCAGCAGCGGCUGGAGGAGCAUCCUCUGCCCCGGCAUCGGCGGCAGCUGCUCCGCCGCCACCGGUCACGCCCGCCCACAAUGAUUCGAAGAGCACGCCCAAUCUUUCGGCGCACGGCGGAUCGUCGGGGUCGGCUUCGGGUCAGUCAAAAUCGCAGUCGCAGCAACAGUUGCGCCGCCCGCAGAAGACUGUUGCCCAGGAAAGCAGCGGAGGAGGAGUGAGUGCCGGAGCAGGUGCUGCCACUGGCCCUGGAGGAGGGCCGGGCACCGUUGGCGGAGACCCGCAGUUGAGCAGCUCCCAUAGCUUUGCCAAUAUAUCCCGUCAAACGUCGGAAAGUGCUCCCGGACUGGGUGGCUAUGUGACCUAUAUGGAUCAAAACGUAUUCGUCAAGCUGGCCAAGAGUAGCACCGCCACCGGAGCGGGAGCACCAGCGAGCCGGAAGGAAAGCCAGGAAAAACCUGCACUUCGCCUGAAACUGGCCAGCGUGGGCAAGGAUGCACCGCUGGUCUCCCUCUGCCUGGCCUUGGGCCUUCUGGCCAGGCGAUCACUGGCCACUGCCUCGCACAGUUCGUUGACCGGUGUGGAGUUCUUCUUGCACGGUCUACAUGCCCUGUUUAAAGGGGAUUUCCGGAUCACUUCACCGCGCGAUGAAUGGGUCUUCGCGGACAUGGAACUGCUUCAUUCCGUGGUGGCACCGGCUGUUAAAAUGGCCCUUAAACUGCAGCAGGACCACAUUACCAAUCCCGAUGAGUUCCUAGAUCCCCAUGCCCUGUACGAUGCCAUCGACAACUGUUCGAAUGAGCUGGUCAUUUCGCAUGAGGCCGAUCCCGUCUGGCGAAGCGCCGUACUGCGAGGUGCACCCAAUCUGCUAGCCUUGCGGCACGUGAUGGAGGAUGGCUCGGAUGAGUAUCGCAUUAUUCGCCUCACGAAGCGAUGUCUGAGCUUCCGGGUGAUUAAGCUGAAUCGGGAGUGCGUCCGUGGCUUGUGGGCUGGCCAGCAGCAGGAGCUGAUUUACCUGCGGAAUCGAAACCCGGAGCGCGGGAGCAUCCAGAAUGCCAAGCAGGCACUCCGCAAUAUCAUCAACUCCAGCUGCGAUCAGCCGAUUGGGUAUCCCAUCUACGUUUCUCCACUCACCACCUCCUAUGCAGAUACGAAUGCCCAGCUGUGCGAGGUGAUUGGAGGCGCCAUCACACUGGACACCAUACGGCACACAGUGCUCGGCUGGUGGCACCGUAUUCGCGAGCGCUGUCGCCAAGGCUGCAGCUCUGGAUCUGCUCUGGAGCCGCAUCCGGGAUCGGGCCCCGUUCAGCUGGGUGCCUGUAACUUUGGAAGCGGUGGCAGCGUCGUGGGAGCCGCCUCUACAGCCACGGGAGUGGGUGCCUCGGCUGGAUCUGGUCUGGGAGUGGUCGCUCCCGGCACCGCCAGUAGCACGGGCGGUGAAUCCGGUGAUUUAGCGCCCGUCUUCAUCUCUGCUCCGCUCUACAACACCCUCACCGUAAACAAUUACUAUAACGUGCGCCCGGGUAAUGUUCCCGGAGGUGCCAUCCCUGCCAAUCUGGGCGGGAGUUAUGUGAGCGACAGUUUGGCGGUGGUGCGUGGCGGUCUGGCUGUGAUGCCAGUGAAACCCACCUCCACAACUCUGAUUGCCGGACUGCUCAACAGAGAACGCGAUCAGGAAACUUCCGGAUCCGGAGUUGGAGGAGCAGGAGCCAGUGGGGCCACCAGAGCCACAAGUAGUAGCGGGGUGCGAAGUCGGAGACCGGCUGAGGUCGGCAGCAGUCGUGGCAGAGAUCACGAGCGCCGGGCCACUUUGCCUAUUGCUAGCGGUGGAGCGGGCGGAGAGACUGGGAAGGAUCCGGCCACGCCUCAAACUCAGGUAGAACAUGAACCAAGUCCGCGCAGCACAAAGCUUUCCUCUUCAUCGGGCAGUUUGGGUCUUGGUAUGGGCGUGGGCCUCGGCAACAUCAUUACCACGCCAGGCGACUAUCCACGGAAGACCAAGGGACCGAUUUGCCUUACCGCCGUCGAAACGGGAACGAGUGCAUCAGUGGCAGAAGGAAAGCCCGCUGGAUCGGGAACGGUAACAGGAACUGGAGGUGGUGGAAUCAUUAGAAAGCCGCGCAUUGAGAUAUUCAAGAAGGUCAUCAUAGUGGACGACACGGGGAUCUACGACUGCCUGGACAUCAUUGAUGCCGUUGUGUGGCCCACAGAACGAAUGCGCAACAAUGGCGGCAGGCUGUCCUGGAAGGACUGGGAGCCGAGUGCCGGCAUGGUAGGCCAUGUGGUCCACUGCUGGACGCCCAAUCACAAGGACAUGCGCUUCCGUUCGCACGUCAACCGCUAUGUCUAUCUGGUGGAGAUCGGUGACCACUACGUGCCCGUGGAGGAACUGGGCCUGAGGGAAUACAACCAGAUAAUGGGCAGCACCGAGGAGAUGGCCAACUCGCGGCGCAGCUCCAUCCAAAGAGAUUUCCACGAGUACAAAAUUCAGCUCAAUCUGGGGGGCCUUCCGAUGAUCAGACCGUCGACAACCAGCGAAGCUUCCAAAUCCCACAAGGCCAAGAUCCGAGCGGUGAGCAGCAGCAGUUCCGAGGACGAGGAUACGUCGUCCACGCGUUCCAUACCAUUGCCACAUGACGAUCCUGGCGACCUGACGAACUUCACCAGGCUGGUGAGCAUGUGGAAGGAGAUAAUAUUGGACAAUAACAAGCGGCGCCUCUAUGACAUGGGUGAGUUGUCGCCAGAGCUGCUUCAAAAACUGGAUGAUGCCGUUCAGCAGCAGCAGCAGCAAGAUGCGCCCGCUAAGGAGACAGAGGAGGUCACAGCCACAGCCAUAGUCACAGUCACUGCCAAUGAAGGUGAAGAAGGGGCAAGGGAAGUAGAAAAGGAACCCGAGCUGGAGGAUAAAGCAGAUACGGGUUCCGAUGAGCACACACAACUGGAAGAGGUAACCGUUUCCAAUCCCGAGGAGCAGCCAGCUCCACCACCAACACCUCCUUCUAGCCCUGCUACUGCCGAAGCCAGCUUCGCUUCCAGUGCCAAUUCCCCAAGUCCCGCCUCUCUUAGCCAGGAGGAGGGGACAGUCGAUCCAGACAAUACCGCCGCUGUAUUGGCGUCUAAGGAGCCACCAAGCGAUGGGAAUGAUGACAGCGAGACGGGGACAACGGUCUAAGGAGAUGACGAUGGACCUGCCUUCACAUAGAUUUGCAUUUGUUUGCCAAGCAAACACCCCAAAGGCAUGGAUGGCAUCACACCCAGGUGGACAUGGACAUGGACAUGGACACAACCUUGUAAUACAUAUCAGCAAAAAGCAUAAUAAUGGAGAUAGAGAUUACAGAGAGCAGACGACCCUGCUCCGGGCUUCCGCAUUAUGCCGCAUUGUGCCCAUAUCCAAACCUACCUAUCCUGGCCAGAAACAACCAUACAAACAACAACAAAUGAGAACACUUCCAAGAAAUCAAAGUAAAGUUUAUAAAACGACUGCGUUUAGUGUACGUAUAGGGAUUAGGAGCAAACUACAAUAAUUCAGACAAAAACAAACAAACAACAAAAAAACAAAGAAUUCAAUUUUUAGUAUUAAUGAAAAGUUAUAGAUUAUACUCAGUAUAUAGGAAAAAGAGCGCAAAUCGAGAGCAGGAUUUUGGACAGGAGAUCGAUCAUAAGUUAAAUAUAUAACUAAUUGUUGUAACUUGCAAAUUGUAUAAUACGGAAACGGAAAACCAAAUGCUUCUCAAACAUUACCUAUUUUGUUCUUUCUCCUCUUGCUAGCCAAUACAGAAAUAUUAAGCAAACCUAAAGAAUUUAUAAAUGUAUAUUUAACGGAAAUUAGUUUAAAGUUAAAGUUAACGAGACCCACACACCACACACCACACACACAGACACAAAACAUACCAAAAUUGAUUGUUAAAGAGUACACAAAUUAUACAAAAAUCCCGCAUAAAAUUAGCCUAAGCGAUAAGCGAACUUCGGACAGGAUUCAAGUUACAAAACUAAGAUAUUACACACAAUUCCUAGAUGAUUAAGAGGAUGAGGAUAAGGAUGUGGACGAGGAUGAAGUGGAAUGACGACAUGUAAAGCUCUCACGUUGCCUUAAUAUAUUAGACUGAUUUUUUCUACACACACAUUUGUAGACGUAUGGAGGAUGACAUUCGAGGAGUCCCAGCCAAUAGCCUGGGGAGGAGGAGCUGCAGCAAACGGAGUCCUAAUCCCAAUCCCAACUAGCGAUUUACAUGUACAUAUAGGGAGGAGCGAAGCUAAGCGAACAAAGCUACAGUUUGUCGGCCAAUCCGAAUCCGAUCGUUCCGUUCCGUUCGUUCGAUGCGUAUAUAACCGAGGCAUAUACCCACUAUAUAGCCACAUGCCCAAUUAGCCAAAUCUCUCAUUAACUCAAAUGUAAAUGCUAAUUUCUUACCACCAGCAGAAGGAUUAACUUACAAUUAAUUACCAGGAGAGAAAAACCAACAGACAACAAACAAAAAAUACAAAAUACAAUGAAUAUUGA
This is a messenger RNA of Drosophila suzukii, 12016 nucleotides long. RefSeq names its product pecanex (gene pcx). Gene Ontology annotation, cellular component: endoplasmic reticulum; membrane. The record is from RefSeq and is a predicted model, not a curated record. NCBI's taxonomy places the organism in Eukaryota, Metazoa, Arthropoda, Insecta, Diptera, Drosophilidae. Gene Ontology annotation, biological process: endoplasmic reticulum organization.